Messenger RNA from Anisakis simplex (herring worm), 1056 nucleotides. The record is from the annotation of a GenBank genome assembly. Lineage: Eukaryota; Metazoa; Nematoda; Chromadorea; Rhabditida; Anisakidae.
AUGUCUGCGAUUGAAUGGAUCAGACGUUUUUCAUCGUCCCAAGAAACAUCGUCGUCGUCUUCUUCGAAUAAUCAAAACUGUGAUUACGAAGCAUCGUCGCAUCAAACGUUGCAACACUGCAGCAACGGUGACCGUGGUGCUGCAGGCAGUACCGUGGCCGAAUCAUCAACUUGUACUGGCGGUGUUGUGGGGAGGGCUAGUGACACUGCUACGAGCAGUGCUAGUAGUACACCAAGACGGCGAAUUUUUGCAGCCAAAUCAGCGUGGGAUUCGGCGCGAAGACGAUUUUCACUGCCGGGCACAGCACAUCAUAGCCAUGCCACUGGUCAUGCUUUAGUACAACCCGCACAUCAUCCUUUUCCUUUUUCUCUCCAUCAUCACUGUUGUGGCGAUCCUGAACAGAAAACAGCUGCUGCUGCGGGAGCAAUGCAGCAUCAAUGCGAUCAAUGUGCAUUAUACACUUCACACCAGAAUGUUGUCGCAAUGUCAACAAAUACUAGUAUUUGCACUAGAGGUCAAAUGAAUAUGCUUAACGAUAACAUCGCUCCUCAUGCCACCAGUGAUUCAUCGUUGUCUCCCUCCAGUCAAACUCCAACCACCCUUAAGAAACAGCAACACAGUCAUGCACAUUUUCGUCAUCAUCACCAUCAUCCUGCAGAUGAAUCUGCUCAUGAGAAUGUGAAUCUUGUUCUUACAUGUAUGCAGCCAGCGAAUCUUAUUGAGAAAACACAAGAUGGACGUUCCUUGAAGAGGACGCCAUGUGCGUUAUUAUCGAGUGGAAUCGAACAUACUAAACGUGUGACCGUAGUGGAUCGACCUGGCCAGGAGAAAGCCCAUUACACCGGUAAUCGAACGCGACACAGGAACGGCAAUGCUCCGAAGCAGUCGGCAUUGGUCGGUUGCCGAUUGGUGACAACCGAAGUUCGGUUUGCCCAGGCCCCCGACCGAGCCAGCCCUUUCGGUGGCGAUCGGGACCCCGAUUCUCAGUCGGUAAUUCCCGACCGAAUUUUUGAGGAUCCUCGCGGUUUGUUGGCCACCGACCCAACUCUACGCUAA